This is a messenger RNA of Arvicanthis niloticus (Nile rat), 1219 nucleotides long. NCBI's taxonomy places the organism in Eukaryota, Metazoa, Chordata, Mammalia, Rodentia, Muridae. The record is from RefSeq and is a predicted model, not a curated record.
UACUAAGACGCUGAGCACCAGCACCUCUACGGACAGAGACCGAGGCUAAGGAGAGUCGAACCCACUGACCGGAGCAAAUGAACUUGGACAAGACGGAAGCUGAGGCUGGCAAGGGGUGGGCCGGAAGUGCUGGUGUUAGAUCUGCUGCGGGUUGCAGGCUGUGUAGCCGAGUAAGGAAGGUGGGAUGAGGGGACGGACGGAACGUACAGCGACCCUAGCGUAGAGGGGAGGGAUCCGGAUGCGGCUGGCUGUAGGUCGGAGGCAAGAGAAGACAAAGUCAUUUAAGGAGCAGACAGUUAGAAACAUCUAAAACUUCUAUGGGACAACCCAAAGGCUUUCUUUCAAAACUUCGACCAGCAGAAGUAAUAAUCCCAGCAGAGGAUGCGCUUAAUCCUUCAGAGACCAUUCACAUGUUCGAAGCACAUUCUACAACCCCCAGACCCAACUCUAGGAAUGAAGUAAUUCCACAUAGGCCUGGUCUUAUUCAUGUAAUUUCAGUUUCAAGUAUAGCUUUUGUCAUUGCCCUGUUAUGUGGGCUCCUGAUCUCCUAUGUGAUACAUCGCCUGGUAAAAGCUGAGGAAAAACAGCAGCUUGCAAUGUUGUAUGAAAACAUCGAGAUUCCACUUAUAGAUGAGAAAGAGGCUUCUAAAGAUGAUAGUUAUAGUGCAUCUUCUCAGCUGCAUCCAGAGGAUGAGGAGCUGGGAAAAUUCAUUGGUUCAGUUAUUAAAACAAAAAGAAUGGAAAACAUUAAGAAGAAAAUGAAGAAGGAGCAAAAUGUAUUGAAGGGAACUACAUCAGAGAAUUCUAGUUAUACCGAAAAUGUGGAGAAUCACAAAAAAACACAGGAAGAUGGAAACUCAGGAAAUCUGUGAAAACAAAAGGAAGAUGUACCAUGUGCUAGACAAUGUGGAGACUAAACUGCAGACAACAAAAACAUAAACAGGACUUCUAGAGAACCUUGCCCAAGGACAUUCUACAGAAAGAAACAUGAGAAGCAUAUAGCAGAAAAUAAAUCCAUACGAUACCUGAACGCUUGCUUUUUAGCUGUGAUAAUCCAUGAAUAACUAUAACUUGAGUGGAAUGUAGGAAACAGCCCAAGUUCAUAAACACUGAAAGACAGAUUCUUAGGAUUUUGUUCUCUGGCUCCAGACCAGAAAGACUGCUUAGUCCUUUUUUUUGGGGGGGGAGGGGGGUUGUCUUCCUGACUGUGAUAGCAAAA